This is a messenger RNA of Drosophila miranda, 400 nucleotides long. RefSeq lists its product as uncharacterized. The transcript has a single exon. Lineage: Eukaryota; Metazoa; Arthropoda; Insecta; Diptera; Drosophilidae. The record is from RefSeq and is a predicted model, not a curated record. Bases 34 to 342 code for a protein of 102 amino acids.
UCAAUCAAUUCACUCGCUUACAGAUCGUUGAAGAUGAAGUUCGUUGGCUUUCUCCUACUCAGCAGCCUCACCAUCGUGAUGGUGGUGGCAUUUCCUGGUGACCACAGCGCACAUCUUGAUCUGCCAGAUGCUGGCGACCAUGCUAAUGCGAUUUCCCGAUCCGCAGCGCCAGCGACAACAGCGGACCAGGUCGAUUCUCUCGUACGUGAGCCUCGUCAUCUGCUGAAAUAUCUGCUCUCGAAGCCCGUUGUGGUACAGCCGAUUGUCUAUCAGCCUGUUGCGGUGCCGAGGCAUGGCUAUCCCAGUUACGGAUACAGCAAUCCCUACUACGGCAUCAGGUAGUACUAAAUUGUGGUUCAUUUAAUGGCAAAAAUAAAGUUACAUUUAAGUCGAAUAUAAA